Parascedosporium putredinis is the source of this 741-nucleotide messenger RNA. The record is from the annotation of a GenBank genome assembly. Lineage: Eukaryota; Fungi; Ascomycota; Sordariomycetes; Microascales; Microascaceae.
AUGAAGCUGAACCAGCACAAGGAUGUCUACGGCAACCCAAUCUCUGAACCCGAUAAAUCCAACCCUACUCGGAGCCGAUGGGAGCGACCUCUCGACACAAUUCGUAGCUUCGAAGCCGCCAUCGAUGGGCCCUACCGGAGGCCAACCUUGAACCGCCCUCAGUCCGAAGCAGAUUGGAACAGAAGGGGCAGCAUCUAUGGAAAUGGAAACCGCAACUAUGCCGCGAGCCGCGCCCAGAGUCUGCUCUCUGUCCCCGGAAAUAGUAAUCGGUAUCCCCAGGACAACUACUAUGGGAGUCGCCCCACUUCGCAUUUCGACCCACGACCUUCGCCCCGGGAUAGCUAUCACGACCCGCAACACUACGGUGGAUACCCACCAUACGGAAGCAAUGGCAAUGGCGGGUUUCCGGGCCAAAACGGAUACGGCGGAGCCCCGGACCUAACGGACCUUGGGCUCUUUCGACCGGAUAUCGCCUACCAAACCGCCCCCGUGCCCGCACAUGACUAUGGCAUCGGAUUCCAGGGACAACCAGCCUAUCAGCCACAGCCCUUCUCCGUCCAUCCUAAUGGGCAAGGUCCUGUCACUUUGCAAAAGAAGCCGGUACCAGGAACCUUGGCCAGCAACCUUCCGCCCACCGUGCCCCGAAAGGAUGUCAUGCCCCGGGCGAACCUCGCCCCAGCCAAACCCCAGCCGGAGAAGAGAAAGAGCUGGCUCUUCCGCCGCUUCAGUAGGAACUCAUAG